GGAGUGUAGUGUAGCACAUGCUCUACUGGAAUCUCUAUAUAUAGACCCCCUGAACGCCAGAGCUCCUCCACAUACGAAAGAAGAGAUGGGAUUGCUUCUCUUGGUCACUACUUCUUUUCUGCUUACAGUAGCAUCAUCUCUCAGAGAUGUUCCUCGUAGCUCAUGUUCUUCCAAGGACAAGGUUGAUGAGCUCCACCACCUCAACAGCUCCGGCAUCCACUUCACGCUCCACCACCCCAGGAGCCCCUGCUCCCCUGCCCCUUUCCCCUCCCUCUCCUUCUCCGCCAUCCUCUCCCACGACGAUGCCCGUGUCCGCUCCCUCGCCGCCCGCCUCCGCAACACCACUCUCGCCCCGUCCCGGUCCUCCCUCAUCCUCCACCCCGACGCCGCCUCCAUCCCCCUCUCCUCCGGCACCUCUGUCGGCGUCGGCAACUACGUCACCCGCGUCGGCCUUGGCACCCCGGUCAAGUCCUACGUCAUGGUCGUCGAUACCGGCUCCUCCCUUUCCUGGCUCCAGUGCUCCCCUUGCCGCGUCUCGUGCCACUCCCAGGUCGGCGCCGUCUUCGACCCCGCCGCUUCGGCCACCUAUCGCUCGGUCCCGUGCUCUGCGCCGGAGUGCCAUGGCCUCCUGUCCGCCACUCUCAACCCUUCCUCAUGCUCUGUCGCCAACGUCUGCAUCUAUCAGGCGAGCUACGGCGACACCUCUUUCUCCGUCGGCUACCUCGGCAAGGACAGCCUUUCCUUGGGCUCAAGGCGAGCUCUCGCUGACUUCGUCUACGGCUGUGGCCAGGACAACGAGGGCCUCUUCGGCAAGUCGGCCGGCCUCAUUGGCCUGGCACGCAACGAGCUCUCCCUGCUGUCUCAACUCGGGCCAAGGCUCGGUCAGUCCUUCUCUUACUGCCUUCCGACCAUGGUGUCCACCGGAUACCUGUCGAUUGGUUCAUACAACCCAGCACAGUUUUCGUACACUCCCAUGGUGUCGAGCUCGCUGGACGACACCCUUUACUUCGUCAGGCUGACGGGCGUCACGGUCGGCGGGAAGAACUUGCCGGUAAGAGCGUCGGCGUACACCGGGACACCGACGAUCAUCGACUCGGGGACAGUGAUCACGCGGCUGCCGCCGGACGUGUACACCGCACUCAGCAACGCGAUAGUGGCGGCUCUCAAGAGGUACAAGCGGGCGCCGGCGUACUCGAUUUUGGACACGUGCUUCAGGGGGACCGUGAAGGCGUCGGCGGUGCCGGCGGUAAACAUGGUGUUCGAAGGCGGCGCGACAUUGAAGCUGGCGCCGAGGAACGUAAUGAUCAACGUGGAUGAUGCGACGACGACGUGCUUGGCGUUUGCGCCGUCAGGGAGGGUGGCGAUCAUCGGGAACAGGCAGCAGCAGACGUUUAACGUGGUUUAUGACGUCGCCAAGUCGAGGAUUGGAUUUGCUGCAGGCGGGUGCAGCUGAUACAGACAGCUGGUGGUGGUGGUGGUAACAAUAGUAGUACACGAGCAUUAAGUGGAUAAUACAUUGUGCUUUGGGCUGUUAAUGAAAGCUUACACGUAAUAAUUGGCUUUAAUGAUUCCCUAAUGGGAACUCUUUACACUUCA
Molecule: messenger RNA, 1596 nt
Organism: Musa acuminata AAA Group (dessert banana)
Lineage: Eukaryota; Viridiplantae; Streptophyta; Magnoliopsida; Zingiberales; Musaceae
Product: aspartyl protease family protein At5g10770
Exons: 2
Coding region: 86-1453 (455 amino acids)
Biological process (GO): proteolysis
Molecular function (GO): aspartic-type endopeptidase activity
Source: RefSeq, a predicted model, not a curated record